CGAGACGAAUCGGUGAACUGGCGCGAGGGUGUUGCGACGACUUCAAGAAGCACUUCAGUAAGAAUCAAGCAUAACAGUGAAUAUGAAAGCUCUCGCCGCCUUCGCGCUCGUCACCGCUGUGAUUGCCACGGACCACGGCCCAACCUAUGGCGGCAGCGGUCCUUACAAGUCGUACUCUUUUGAGGUCGAGUCGCUCGUCAACCACACCUUCUACCAGCCGCUGCAGUCUGCCGUCGGCUCCGACCUCAAGCUUCCGGUGAUUGUCUGGGGCAACGGCGGCUGCAAACCUUGUACGUUCGUCGGCAUGACCUUCCGCGGCUUCCUCGGCGAGGUGGCCUCCCACGGCGCCCUGGCGAUCGCCACGGGGCCGACCUACGUCGACCCGGAGACGUACGUCAAGCGGCCGAACGGCUCCUCGACGCCGGCGUCCGGCCAGAACCCGGGCGCCCUGACGGCCGCCGUCGACUGGGUCCACGCCAACGCGGGCAAGGGCGCCUGGAAGCACGUCGACGCCUCGCGCAUCGGCGCCUGGGGCCAGAGCUGCGGCGGCCUCGAGGCCUACGCCGCGGGCCUGAACGACUCGCGCGUGAGCCACCUGGGCAUCUUCAACAGCGGCCAGCUGGACGAGGCCGCGAGCCGGGCCGUCGCGGGCGCGGCGAAGAAGCCCAUCUUCUAUACUCUGGGCGGACCCUCCGACGUGGCGUAUGAUAAUGGCGAGAGGGACUACUCGGUCAUCCCGGCGGGCACCCCCGCCUGGAAGGGGAACCACGAGCUGGGCCACAGCGCCGCAUUCGACGCGCCCAACGGCGGGAUCCCCGCCGUCGUCGGAACCAAGAUCCUAGAAUGGGUCCUGCGCGGCGAUGAGUCGGCAAAGGCAUGGUUUACGGGCGACGGGGCGAAGACGGCCGGGGUCCUAAAUGUGGUCUUCAAGGACCUGGACGGCAUCAAGGUUACCCCUAUCCAGUGAUGUUCGACCCGCGUGGCACCGGCGAUUUGGAAGGAGGAAACAAUCGAGAUGGAGCUACGUAAACUUAAUGCGUACAUGUGCGUGUGGGUGUCUGACGGGUUGAAGAGUAUUUAGACAUGAGAAGGGGGCAUAACAUAACAACAUCAUACCAAC
Molecule: messenger RNA, 1120 nt
Organism: Colletotrichum destructivum
Lineage: Eukaryota; Fungi; Ascomycota; Sordariomycetes; Glomerellales; Glomerellaceae
Product: Putative alpha/Beta hydrolase
Exons: 6
Coding region: 83-967 (294 amino acids)
Source: RefSeq, a predicted model, not a curated record